AUGGCCAAGGCUAAAUCUAUCGUAACCGAGCAGGGAUCAUCACCUGCUCCGGAUGGACCUAAUUUUAUAGAGGGACGAGAUGAAAUCAGUGGAAUUCCUCAUCUGCAUUUCUCUUUUAUCGUCCAUUCCUUCAUUCCACGUCGCUUCUUGGAAGUUCAAUUCGCUAUAAAGACAGCAACUGUAUUUGGCUGUUUCGGAGAGGGCAUGCGACUUCCAUCUAUUGUCCAUCGAAGAGAUGACGGAAUCUUUGUCAAAAAGAAGUUCUGUAAAGACCCGGAUGUUUUGUUUUAUCACACUAAGGAUGUCGUGCUUGGAUUACCUGGAUCCAUAGAACCUGAUAACAGUAACUACGUGAUUUCAACGGAAAGUGUCCAUAUAGGUUACUGUCGCCUUAAAGUACUGGACAAUGGAAAUAACAUGGCACAUUUAGACUUACAAGUAAAUAAGAAGGGAGUGACCUACCUCAGUAGUGUCAAGUCAAAGAAGAAGUUUCAGGAGAAACUUAAUAUGAAUAAAACAGCAAUAGAAUCAAUGUUGGACUCUCUGAUGAAUCAAGGAGCAAACGGGUUCGAUAUGAAAUUCAGUGACGUGUUCUCUGGUGUUCCGGAGAAAUCUUUAAAUCUCGGCAACCGGCCUCAUACAACAAUGGGACUGCGUGGGAUGUUAGCGAGCUCGAGAAAGGAUCUCGAGAGUAAGAAAAAAGCAGACCAAGAGAGUGGUCUAAUUAACGAGGUCGAGUCAGAUGAAGUCGGACACGAACUUGCAUUUCCGUAUGCGGCAUGGCCACCCAUGGCUGGAGAAUUUCAAACGAGGAAACGUCCACACAAUUGGCCUACAAAGAGAACGGUCGAUAAAGUGUUAGCCAUGGGUAUCCAUAUAGUUCCCAUGGCUAACGGAGCCUCCAACGCGGCCGAUAUUGAGUGGCGGAUUUCAUUCGUCGCGGCGGAAAAGAAACUCGUUUUAGAAGAAAUAGACGAUUCUCAGAGACAGUGUUAUUUGCUAUUGUAUCUUCUUCUUCUACACACAUUCUCAGAGGGGCUAAUCUUACCAUGUCAUCUGAAAGCCGUCUUUCUCUAUACCUGCGAAGAAAUAGACCCCCGGAUGUGGCACAGAAACCCUGCACAUAGCUGCUUUCUUGUCUUCGAUCGAAUACUUGAUGGCAUUAGGCAGAAAAAUAUACCUUGUUAUUUUCUAAGAAAGAAUAAUAUGAUUGACCACCUUUCUGAUCUCCAGCUUUCGCAACUAGAGAGAAGACUAAUGGACAUCCGCAGGAAUCCGGCCGACGAGUUAUUAUCAUUGGCGGAAAGUUACACUCUUCUUGAUGUGUUUCCGUGUAAUAUCGAUCUGCAGCGUGUUUUCGCUCCAGUCAUGGGCGACGCCAAGAAAUACAAUGACAAGGCCCAGGCGCCAGAUGCAGUAGAAAUUUUCAUCAAGACAAGCAACACAGUAAGUAAUGGAUUCUACCACGAAUUUGGAUACGAUCACUGUGCCUCUAUUCUUGACGAUGUAGUGGAUUACCUGGUGGAGCCCGUACUUGGUCGAAAAGAAGCAGAGAAACAACGGGAGUAUAUUCCGCAUCUCCUCAACCAGCGAAAUAUCGAAUUCAGCAAUGACAUCGAUCCCAGUGAGAUCUGGAAGCCCAUCACGUUCAGCCGAUACCUGAUCCGGAGGUACGUAGAGGGAAACACUGGAUCUGGACUGUUUGAACAUCUCGCCUGCUUGUAUCACGCUGCUGCGAACAUUUUUAAAGAAAACAGGGUUCCACUUCUUCGUGAAGCAGACGAAAUGUUCCAACAAGCACUUCGCCGCGAGGGUGAAGGACAUGGACCAGGUAUGUUUGUCGAAUACGCGCAGUUUCUGUGUUCUUCUGAACGGUACGAAGAAGCCGUACCUCAUCUGAUAAAAGUGGUAUCGAGUGAAAGCGAGAAUCCGACGUGUGCGAACUACUAUGGACAGAUGGAGAUCUACGUCGUGGACGACUUUGUACGGAAGGAAAUUGAAGUCAGGGGUUACGUCGAAGUUCUGUCUAUCGUGUACGCCUACUACCUUCUCAUUGACAGCUUUGUUCAGUUGAAGAAGCAGAAAGGCAUGGCUGGUUUAGUCAGUGAAUUCGAGCAACUGUGUGAGCGAUUGAACGAUUCCAUGACGUUUUCUAUGUUUGGGUAUGCUAUGAAGAAAGCUGGAGAUAACAGUCGCGCGGGAAAGGCCUUUAAAAAGGCGGUCGAUCUGGAACCGUCAAACAAACUUGCUAAAGUUCAAAUAUCAGGAAAACCAGCAGCAAGUGGAAGUGACGUCAAUAAGACAACUGGAAACGGUGUUAGAUUAGUUAAAGCAAAUGGAAACGGUGGAAGCAAAUCUGACAGCGGAAGCGAAAGUAGUUCGAAAAAGAGUUCUGCAAGUGAAAAGGGUAAAUCUAAACCUGGCCUAGUGAGGAAAGGAAGUCGCAAAGGCAAACAAUAA
Ylistrum balloti is the source of this 2460-nucleotide messenger RNA. RefSeq lists its product as uncharacterized. Gene Ontology annotation, molecular function: protein binding. NCBI's taxonomy places the organism in Eukaryota, Metazoa, Mollusca, Bivalvia, Pectinida, Pectinidae. The transcript has 2 exons. Bases 1 to 2460 code for a protein of 819 amino acids. The record is from RefSeq and is a predicted model, not a curated record.